Zymoseptoria tritici IPO323 is the source of this 6696-nucleotide messenger RNA. RefSeq lists its product as uncharacterized. The coding region runs from base 16 to 6696 and encodes 2226 amino acids. NCBI's taxonomy places the organism in Eukaryota, Fungi, Ascomycota, Dothideomycetes, Mycosphaerellales, Mycosphaerellaceae. The record is from RefSeq and is a predicted model, not a curated record. Gene Ontology annotation, biological process: mitotic cell cycle; leading strand elongation; DNA replication. Gene Ontology annotation, molecular function: single-stranded DNA 3'-5' DNA exonuclease activity; DNA-directed DNA polymerase activity; zinc ion binding. Gene Ontology annotation, cellular component: nucleus; epsilon DNA polymerase complex. The transcript has a single exon.
CCACACACAUCCACAAUGCCCGUUCGCAGGAAGGAGGGAAAGUCGCGCUUUGGCGCGAACAAGCCCGGACAACUACGCACAAAGACCACAGACGCCGGGAGUCUACGAUAUUCUGAGCAGACAUCACUCAACGAGCGGAUCGAGGCGACGAGGCUUGCCAACAAGAUCGACGAUGCUCAAGGAUUUGAGCGCUUCGAGGCGGGUAAGAAGAGGGUCGGAUGGCUCUGUAACAUGCACAGCACUGCGAUCGAGGACUCGAAAGUGCCCGGAGGUCGGGCAGCGGUGGAUUUCUACUUCAUCAACGACGACGGUGAAUCUUUCAAAGCCAGUGUCGAAUACCAGCCAUACUUUCUCAUCGCAGUAAAGAAGGGCCGGGAGCCAGAAGUGGAGGAAUGGGUCAAGAGAGGGUACGAAGGGCUAGUCAGAGGUGUGGACAAGGUGGUGAAGGAGGACUUGAAAAUGCCGAAUCACCUGUUGGGAUAUCGCCGGACAUUCCUGAAGCUGUCGUUCGCCAACCAGAAUGACUUGCUGGCUGUGCGAAGGGAGCUUAUGCCCAUCGCAGAGAAGAACAAGUCACAGACCAGUGCCAUGGACACAUACGCGGAGGUUGCAAGCGCAAAUGCCGGAUUCGACCUGUUCGAGGACGAGGCAGAUCGGGACAGACAACGAACGAGCAUUGCAGAUGCCAGUGACUUCAUUGUCGACAUUCGCGAGUAUGAUGUACCCUAUCAUGUUCGAGUCGCGAUCGAUCUCGACAUUCGGAUUGGAAAGUGGUACAGCGUUGAGUCGAAGCAUGGCCGCAUGAAAUUGACCUGCAUCGAAGAGCGCUUGCAGCGUGCAGAUCCAGUCGUUAUGGCCUACGACAUUGAGACGACAAAGCUGCCCCUCAAAUUUCCUGACGCCGCUUUUGAUCAGAUCAUGAUGAUAUCGUACAUGAUCGACGGACAAGGGUUUCUCAUCACGAAUCGAGAGAUCGUGUCGGAGGACAUCCAGGACUUCGACUAUACCCCCAAACCGGAAUACGACGGACCAUUCCUCAUCUUUAACGAACCAAACGAAGAAGCUGUGCUGGAGCGCUUCUUUGCCUGCAUUAAAGAAGCAAGACCGACCAUCAUCGUAACCUACAACGGAGACUUUUUCGAUUGGCCUUUCGUCGAGGCCCGUGCCAGCGUACAUGGUAUGGACAUGUACCAGGAGAUUGGCUUCCGAAAGAACAGCGAGGACAUCUACCAGUCAACACACUGUGCGCAUAUGGACGCUUUCGCUUGGGUGAGCAGAGACUCAUAUCUGCCUCAAGGAAGUCGUGGUCUGAAAGCAGUCACUGUGGCCAAGCUCGGGUACGAUCCGGACGAGCUGGAUCCUGAGCUGAUGACACCCUACGCAACGGAUCGACCACAGACACUCGCGGAGUAUUCCGUAUCCGAUGCAGUGGCGACAUACUAUCUGUACAUGAAAUAUGUGCAUCCCUUCAUCUUCUCGCUAUGCACGAUUAUUCCUCUGGGCCCGGAUGACGUUCUGCGAAAGGGUACAGGAACACUGUGUGAGAUGUUGCUUAUGGUGCAGGCAUAUCAAAAAGAGAUCGUCCUGCCGAACAAGCAUAUUCAGCCUAGAGAAGCUUUCUGGGAAGGCCAUCUGCUGGACAGCGAGACGUACGUGGGUGGCCAUGUCGAAAGUAUCGAAUGCGGAGUGUUCAGAGCGGACAUUCCGACAAAUUUUGCUGUCGAUCCAGCAGCAAUUGACGACCUGCUGCGAGAUUUGGACGCAGCCUUGAAGUUCUGCAUUACAGUUGAAGAGAAGAAGUCGCUGGACGACGUGGAGAAUUACGACGAGGUGAAAGCACAAAUCACGGAACGCCUAAUGCAACUGAAGGAAACACCGAACAGACUGGAGAAGCCCUUGAUCUACCAUUUGGAUGUCGCAUCCAUGUACCCGAACAUCAUGACCACGAAUCGACUGCAGCCAGAUAGCAUGAUCGACGAGUCAACAUGCGCGGCCUGCGACUUCAACCGACCUGGAAAGACUUGUGACAGGAGAAUGCCUUGGUCGUGGAGAGGAGAAUUCCUGCCUGCAAAGCGUGAUGAAUACAACAUGAUCAGGCACGCCCUCGAGAACGAGAAGUUUCCUGCCAAAUUUCCGAACGGUCUUGCACGAGCAUUCCACGAUCUGAGCUUGGAUGAGCAGACGGGUCUGGUGAGGAAGCGACUGACAGACUACAGCAAGAAGAUCUACCACAAGAUUCACGAGACAAAGACAAUGGAGCGAGAAGCCAUCAUUUGCCAGCGCGAGAACCCCUUCUAUGUCGAUACUGUCAAGGACUUUCGAGAUCGUCGGUACGACUACAAGGGCCAGCAAAAGGUGUGGAAGGGCAAGACAGCGGACCUCGAGAAGGCAGGAGCCAGUUCAGAUGAGAUCCAGGAGGCCAAGAAGAUGGUGGUCGUCUUCGAUUCCUUGCAGCUUGCUCACAAAGUCAUUUUGAACUCAUUCUACGGUUAUGUCAUGCGAAAGGGAUCUCGGUGGUAUUCGCUCGACAUGGCCGGCGUGACCUGCUUGACUGGAGCGCGAAUUAUUCAAUUAGCUCGCCAGCUGGUCGAACGCAUUGGACGACCCUUGGAACUGGACACCGACGGCAUCUGGUGCAUCCUUCCCGCAACUUUUCCCGAGAACUUCGGCUUCAAGCUGAAGAACGGCAAGAAGAUGACUAUCUCCUACCCUUGUGUCAUGUUGAACCACCUAGUGCAUGGAAAGUUCACGAAUCACCAAUAUCAGGAGCUCGUUGACCCGGUCACGCACAAGUACGAGACGCAUAGCGACAAUACCAUCUUCUUCGAGGUCGAUGGCCCGUACAGGGCCAUGAUUCUGCCGACGUCUAAGGAAGAGGACAAGAACUUGAAGAAACGAUACGCAGUGUUCAACGACGAUGGCACACUAGCAGAACUGAAGGGCUUCGAGGUGAAGCGCAGAGGUGAGCUGAAGCUGAUCAAAAUCUUCCAGCAGCAGAUCUUCAAGUUCUUCUUGGAAGGCACCACCCUGGCAGAGACGUAUGCUGCGGUCGCCAAGGUUGCCAACAAAUGGCUGGAUGUUCUGCACUCUCACGGCAGCACUCUCGCGGAUGAGGAGCUGAUCGACCUGAUUUGUGAGAACAAGAGCAUGACAAAGACACUGGAAGAGUAUGGAGCGCAAAAGUCGACCGCCAUCACUACUGCGAAGCGCCUCGCAGAAUUCCUGGGCGAGCAGAUGGUCAAAGACAAGGGGCUCAACUGCAAGUACAUUAUCUCAUCACGCCCGAAGAACGCGCCAGUUACCGAGCGUGCCAUUCCUGUUGCUAUCUUCUCCGCCGACGAGACGGUGAAGCGCUACUAUCUUCGCAAAUGGAUGAAGGAGGACCCUGGCGACAUGGACCCACGUGGCAUCAUUGACUGGAACUACUACUUGGAGCGACUCGGUUCUGUCAUCCAGAAGCUGAUCACGAUUCCUGCUGCACUUCAGAAAGUCCGAAAUCCGGUCCCUCGAGUGGCACAUCCUGACUGGCUCAAUCGAAGGAUUCGAAUCAAAGACGACAUCUUCAAGCAGAAGAAGAUGACCGACAUGUUCGGAAAGCAGCCUUUGACCGAGCUUGACGCCAACAGUGUUGCCAACCGCACGAACGGCGACAUGGAGGACUUUGGUUCAACGCCAAUGUCGAAGCUCAAGCCUUCUGUCGCAGCUAAAAUUGCUGGCUCGCAGAAGAGGAAAGCAAUCGAAGCCGACGUCCCUGCCGUCACUGCGAAUCCUUACGACAGCCUCCCUGCGGUCAUGCCUUCCAUCACUGAAGACUAUCAAGGGUGGCUGAAGUACCAGAAGAAGAAGUGGAAGAUCCAGAAGGCUGCUCGAAAACGCAGACGACAGCUCUUUGGAGAGAAGCGCGCAGAUGCGACAGAUGCAAUUGGAACAUUCUUCAGAAACCAGGCUGAAGUACUCUACACCACCGACUGGCAGAUUUUGCAAUUACGGGAUACGGAUGUCCCUGGAGAGGUCAGGGCAUAUGUGCUGAUCGACAAGAAAGUGCAUCAGCUAAAGGUCAUCGUUCCUCGUCAAGUCUUCCUCAACUUGAAGGAGGACGAUCUGCCCGAUGUGACAGUCGACGGCGUCAAGGCCGAGAAGAUCACCAACCACACCCUGCCCAAUGGCCACCCGUCGACGCAUUUGUUCAAGUUGACGAUGAGCGAACAAGUCUAUGUCAAGGAGGCCGAGCAGCUCUCUACAUUGUUCAACCACACCAGUGUCGAAGGCGUGUACGAGAAGGAACUCCCACUCAACGUGCGCGCUCUUCUCGAGCUUGGUUGUGUCUGCACCUUCGACGAGAGCCAAAGAGGUGUCCUCGGCAAAGGUCUUGAGCAAGGCUUUGACCUCUCGACGCUACGAACCGUGGCUCCGAAACGACCGUACAUGAGAGGCGCUGCUUUCAGCUACCUUGCACUGUAUCACAUCAGUGCAGGCGAGCGACAAAUCUACGCUCUGUUCUCUUCAACCAAAGCCGAGGCGAAGAUUGUGGUUCUCAACAGAGCGAGGAGCGAGCAAGGCAUGCCCAACGUCGAUCGGAUCUAUGAAGAGCUGCUUGCACGCAAAUUCGAAGAAGCCGGUGGAGAACCAUGGCAGAACAUGAUCGCUUACCAGGAUGCCCUUCACUUCAAGACGGUGCAAGUCACGACUCAGCGACGAGCACUGCAGGAGUUGGGCGAUGCAGUCAAGAAGAUCCAAAGGGAAGAGAGCAUGCCGAUCAUGCUCGUCUUGCAGUCGCACAGUGCUCAGAUGCUGGUUCAUGAUCUUCCAAUUCUGCAAAGCUUCCCACAGCUCUCACUUCGAGCGAACGACACGGACAAGCAGCUUCCUCCCCUUGGAUGGCAGAGCUUCGUGGCGAAGCGAAUGGUAGGCCACUACCUUGACCUCGGACUGUGGAUAUCGCAUCUUCUGGAGUUCUCGAGGUAUGGCAACGUACCGCUUUGCAACCUGGAAAUGGACGAUCCAAGGUUCCUGAUCGACAUCGCAUACGCACGCCGUCUGCAACAGGAGCGAGUGGUCCUAUGGUGGUCGGAAGAUGCAAGACCCGAUCAUGCCGGUCACGAGAAAGAUGACAUAUUAGGCAGCAUGGAAGUGGUCGAGAUGCCAGCCGUCAACAACCCGGGCACAUACUCCAGCGUGUGCAUCGAUCUGAGCAUCAAGAACUUGGCCAUCAAUACCAUUCUGUCGUCGGCAGUGCUCAAUCAAGCAGAGGGCAGUGAUCCUAUGGGCAUAUCUGGUGCUGGCGCACAAGAAGAUGCAUUGGACGAGACUGCGCAGACAGUGCAAUCCGAGAACGCUUUCGCGGCGGCCGGCAUUGGCGCACUGCGUGAGAUGGUCCGAUCCUGGUGGCAGGAGGCUUGCACUGGUUCAAGCAGCAGCACGAUGGCCGACGUACUUGUACAGCAUCUCGUCCGGUGGGUGGAAAGUCCAAGCUCGCAUCUGUACGACCGCAACUUGCACUACUACGUGCAGAUGAUGUCGCGCAAAGCCUUCCAGCAGCUGAUGUCAGAAUUCCGCCGAGUUGGGUCUCAUGUCGUGUUUGCGAAUGCUGGACGCUUGCUCCUGCAGACCUCCAAAGCCGAGGUUGGCAACGCUUUCGCUUACAGUCAGUACAUCCUCAAGACGAUCAGCACCAAGCCUGCCUUCCACUUUCUGGACCUUGCCAUCACGGAAUACUGGGACUAUCUGGCUUGGUAUGAUGAGUUCAACUACGGAGGCAAAGGGUGCACCGAAGUCGUGGAGGCCGAGAACCAGUCCCUCGACACGAUCAUGCACUGGCAGAUGGCGAGCUUCCUACCACCGAUCCUUCAACCGAACUUCAAUCAGUGGGUCGUGGAGUACAUCAAUCUCAUGCAUGAGCGCAAGCAUCCUACCGGACUCAUCAACGGCACGCAACGAGCGACGCAACUCCCGAUCCACGCCUCCAUCUUCAACUCCGAAAAGGACGACCAGACCACGCCUGGAAACAUCCUCUCCAAGUCGAUCUCCAAACCCCUUCAAAAGCAAAUCGUCCAACUCAUCAAACGCCAACGUGCAGAAGCCCUGCACGAAGAUCUACUUCCCGAUUGGACCUUCCCUGCCCUGCCCGGUGCUCACCUUAAUCCUCAAAACCCAGUGAUCGAACUCGUCAAGUCCAUCAUGCAAGUCCUCUCCCUCGACAAAACCAUCACACUUGAAGCCCGGCUGCUACGCAAAGAUCUCCUCCACCUCUUCGAAAUCCGCGAAUUCAGCUCCGACGGCGCCUUUGCCAAUCCCAGCACUUCUCUCUCAGUCAAACAACUGAGCUGCUCUGAGUGCUGCGUCCCGCGAGAUAUCGACCUCUGUCGCGAUACAGACAUCGUGGCAGCUGAUGGCUCUCUAGCGCCGAAGUGCGGGAAUUGUAAUGCGGACUUUGAUCGACUGGGGAUUGAGGAGAAAUUGUUAGCGGAAGUGCAAAGAUUGGUCGUGCAGUGGAUGACGCAGGAUCUGAAGUGUAAAAAGUGCAAGCGCGUGAGGACGAAUGAAUUUAUGGAUCAUUGUGGGUGCGCGGGAGAGUGGAUCGGGACGGUCAAGAGGGAGGAUGUGGUCAAGGUGUUGAAGGUGUAUGAGCAGGUUGCGAGGUUUUAUGAGUUGCGAAUGUUGGAGAGUGUGGUGGGGAGUGUUGUGGGUGGGUUGUGA